GAGGUCCAGAAGAACUGCCAUGGAGAAGGUCAGAUUGGAGUUAAUUCCGUUACAGCCUCUCACCUGUUCCCCAGGCUGUAGACAUGAGGUCCAAGCCCGUUGUGCUGCAUAGCAGGGACUCCAGACCUCAGCCGAGCUCCGCUCCUCUGCCUGACAUAGCUCACCGUGUCCCGCUCCCUCCCCGUCCAUUCUCUGAACCCACAGACCACACGGGAGAAGGAUGACUCUUCAUAUCCACGGCUUGCUGCUGCUGCUGAUGGCCUUCACCCUCUAUUCGUCUGCCUACGGACCAGACAAGAGAGCUCAGAAGAAGGGAGAUAUCAUUCUAGGUGGCCUCUUCCCUAUUCAUUUCGGAGUAGCUUCUAAAGACGAGGAUCUAGAAUCAAGACCGGAGUCAGUUGAGUGCAUCAGGUACAAUUUCCGUGGCUUCCGCUGGUUACAGGCCAUGAUCUUUGCUAUAGAAGAAAUAAACAACUCUUCCGCCCUCCUGCCUAAUAUUACCCUGGGGUACAGGAUAUUCGACACGUGUAACACAGUAUCCAAGGCCCUGGAAGCCACGCUCAGCUUCGUGGCUCAGAAUAAGAUUGACUCGCUGAACUUGGACGAUUUCUGUAAUUGCUCGGAACAUAUGCCAUCCACGAUCGCCGUGGUUGGAGCCACGGGGUCUGGAAUAUCUACCGCAGUCGCCAAUUUGCUUGGUCUGUUUCAUAUACCCCAGGUCAGUUAUGCCUCGUCGAGUCGUCUUCUAAGCAACAAGAACCAGUAUAAGUCGUUCCUUCGCACCAUGCCCAACGACGAACACCAAGCUACGGCCAUGGCCGACAUCAUCGAGUACUUCCGCUGGAACUGGGUGGGAACCAUAGCCGCGGACGAUGAUUACGGCCGGCCGGGAAUCGAGAAGUUCCGGGAAGAAGCCGAGGAGAGGGACAUCUGCAUCGAUUUCAGCGAACUUAUCUCUCAGUACACAGAAAAGGAGGAAAUCGAGAAAGUGGUGGAGGUCAUACAAAACUCAACCGCCAAAGUCAUCGUUGUCUUCUCCAGCGGGCCCGACCUGGAGCCGCUCAUUAAGGAGAUAGUCCGGCGGAACAUCACGGGCAGGAUUUGGCUGGCGAGCGAAGCUUGGGCGAGCUCGUCGUUGAUAGCUAUCCCGGAGUAUUUCCACGUUAUUGGGGGGACCAUUGGUUUUGCUCUGAGGGCCGGACAAAUCCCGGGAUUCAGAGAAUUCCUCCAAAACGUGCACCCGAAGAUGGCCAACACAAAUGGCUUCCUUAAAGAGUUUUGGGAAGAGACUUUUAAUUGUUACCUGCCUGGAACCUCUAAAAACCCCUCAUUUUCAUCCCCGUUCAUGAGCAACCAUGAUGAUGCCGCCAGAGUGGGCAACGGCUCAGCCUUUCGACUGCCUUGUACCGGCCAAGAAAACAUUACGAGCGUCGAGACCCCUUAUCUGGAUUUUACUCAUUUACGGAUAUCCUACAAUGUGUAUCUAGCCGUCUACUCCAUCGCACACGCUCUGCAAGAAAUUUACACGUGCACUCCGGGAAAAGGACUUUUUACUAACGGCUCCUGCGCUGACAUUAAAAAAGUAGAAGCGUGGCAGGUGUUGAAACAUCUGCGGCACCUCAAUUUCACCAAUAACAUAGGGGAGCAGGUGGACUUCAACGAAUUCGGAGACCUCAUCGGAAAUUACACCAUCGUGAACUGGCACUUGUCGGACGAGGACGGCUCCGUGGUGUUUGAAGACAUUGGCCAUUACAACGUGUACUCCAAGAAUGGCGAGCGCCUCUUCAUCAACGAAAGCAAAGUCCUAUGGAGUGGAUUCUCCAGGGAGGUUCCGUUUUCCAACUGCAGCCGAAUCUGCCAGGAAGGGACGAGGAAGGGGAUCAUCGAAGGGGAGCCCACCUGCUGCUUUGAAUGUGUGGACUGUCCUGAUGGCGAAUACACCGAUGAGACAGACGCCAGCGCAUGUGAAAAGUGCCCCCCGGAUUACUGGUCCAGUAAGAACCACACAAUUUGCAUCGCAAAGCAAAUCGAGUUCCUUUCCUGGACAGAACCAUUCGGAAUCGCCCUCACCAUGUUUGCUGUCCUGGGGAUCUGCCUAACGUCCUUCGUUCUUGGCGUCUUUAUAAAAUUCGGCAACACGCCCAUCGUGAAGGCCACGAACCGAGAGCUCUCUUACCUCCUGCUUUUCUCCUUGCUUUGCUGCUUCUCCAGCUCUCUGUUUUUUAUAGGAGAGCCUCAGAACUGGACGUGCCGGUUAAGACAACCGGCUUUUGGCAUCAGCUUUGUCUUGUGCAUCUCGUGCAUCCUCGUGAAGACCAACCGCAUCCUCCUCGUGUUCGAGGCAAAGAUUCCUACGAGUUUUCACCGCAAAUGGUGGGGACUGAACCUCCAGUUCCUCUUGGUUUUCUUGUGCACCUUCGUGCAAAUCGUGACGUGCAUCAUAUGGCUGUACACGGCACCGCCAGAGAGCUACAAGAACCAGUUCAUAGACGACGAGAUCAUAUUCAUCACAUGUAACGAAGGUUCUUUGAUGGCUUUGGGCUUUCUGAUUGGCUACACCUGCCUUUUGGCUGCUAUAUGUUUUUUCUUUGCUUUCAAAGCCAGGAAACUGCCGGAGAACUUCAACGAAGCCAAGUUUAUCACGUUUAGCAUGCUCAUAUUUUUCAUCGUCUGGAUAUCCUUCAUCCCGGCGUACGCAAGCACUUACGGAAAGUUCGUGUCUGCCGUGGAGGUCAUCGCUAUCUUGGCUUCGAGCUUCGGGUUGUUGGCUUGUAUCUUUUUCAACAAGGUCUACAUCAUCCUAUUCAAACCCUCCAGAAACACUAUCGAGGAGGUCCGAUGCAGCACCGUUGCUCAUGCUUUUAAGGUGGCCGCUAGGGCGACGUUGCGAAGAAGCAACGUGUCUCACAAGAAGUCCAACAGCCUCGGAGGCUCUGCGGGUUCCACGCCGUCAUCUUCAAUAAGCAGCAAAAGCAACCACGAGGAACACUUUUCAACCGGGGAACGAGCUAGGGGUUGCAAACAGAAAGUCAGCUUUGGAAGUGGAACGGUCACAUUGUCUCUGAGUUUCGAUGACCCUCAAAGGAAUGCCGUCUCCAAUAAAGUCACAAAGCCCAAAAAUUCUUUGGAAGGCAAGAACAGCGACGACAGCCUGAUGAGGCAAAAAGCUUUGCUCCCGCUGCAGAACAGCGACGUCGGGAGCGAGUCGAGCUUCAGAACGGCCUCAAACGUAGAUGAAUCGGGAUCGCAGGAGUCGGUCAACGAUCGACUCGAUAACCAAAGCAUGGAGUCGCGGGCGCCAAAGCAGGCGGAGAACGUCAAAAACGCAGUGGAUGGAGUUAUUACAGAAAAUAUGGUCAACUCAUAAUUAUUACAUGUCUAUGUACCAUGCUAACCAUUUCCCAGCAUGGCGGAGAUACAUGGAGGCAGAUAAAACGUCCAAAUGACUCUCUGCGACGGUCCUGGAAGUUCUUGGAGCUGAUUCACUUAAAAACAAAGAGUAGAUAUUUGAUUUAUGCUAAGUUCUAGAAUAUAAAAGGUACAACACAGAAAAUAAAAAUGACAAACGUUGGCCAAUUAAAUGAAUUCAUUUUUAAAAUGCAUAUGGAAUGUGUUGGAUU
Spea bombifrons (plains spadefoot toad) is the source of this 3620-nucleotide messenger RNA. RefSeq names its product calcium sensing receptor (gene CASR). Gene Ontology annotation, molecular function: calcium ion binding; G protein-coupled receptor activity. NCBI's taxonomy places the organism in Eukaryota, Metazoa, Chordata, Amphibia, Anura, Pelobatidae. The record is from RefSeq and is a predicted model, not a curated record. Bases 221 to 3367 code for a protein of 1048 amino acids. Gene Ontology annotation, biological process: regulation of calcium ion transport; G protein-coupled receptor signaling pathway; intracellular calcium ion homeostasis. The transcript has 6 exons. Gene Ontology annotation, cellular component: membrane.